GCGACGCGGAGAGGCGAGAGGCGCGCGGCUCCGGCCAGCCAGCUCCGUCGCUGGCGUUAGCGCUGCGGUGGUGGCGGAGGAGGACGGCGACAAGGACCAGGACCACCCUGCACGUUCCCUGCGUGCGGCGCUGCUCUGCCUCGCUAGCUGGCCUUCGGGAGUGCAGGCGGAGAGACGGGAUGGAGUGAUAGUGAAGAUAUGUGUGGAUUUUUUGGUGGGAUCAGCGGGCAUACCUAUUAUAAUCAGAAAAGUCCAAGUAUAGCAGCAGGGAUGGAUGAACAGGCUCUUUUAGGGCUAAAUCCAAAUGCUGACUCAGACUUCAGACAAAGGGCUCUGGCCUAUUUUGAACAGUUAAAAAUUUCCCCAGAUGCCUGGCAGGUGUGUGCAGAAGCCUUGGCCCAGAGAACAUACAGUGAUGAUCACAUUAAGUUUUUCUGCUUUCAAGUACUGGAACAUCAAGUUAAAUACAAAUAUUCAGAACUAAGUACUGUUCAACAGCAGCUAAUUAGGGAGACGCUUAUAUCUUGGCUACAAGCUCAGAUGCUGAAUCCCCACGCAGAGAAGACCUUUAUACGAAAUAAGGCUGCCCAAGUCUUUGCCUUGCUUUUUGUAACCGAAUAUCUAACUAAAUGGCCCAAGUUUUUUUUUGACCUUCUCUCAGUAGUGAACCUAAACCCAAGGGGAGUAGAUCUAUACCUUCGAAUCCUCAUGGCUAUUGAUUCAGAGUUGGUGGAUCGAGAUGUGGUGCAUACGUCAGAGGAGGCUCGUAGGAAUACUCUAAUAAAAGAUACCAUGAGGGAACAGUGCAUUCCAAACCUGGUGGAAUCAUGGUACCAAAUCUUGCAGAAUUAUCAGUAUACUAAUUCAGAAGUGACAUGUCAGUGCCUUGAAGUAGUUGGGGCUUAUGUCUCUUGGAUAGACUUGUCCCUUAUAGCGAAUGAUAGGUUUAUAAAUAUGCUGCUAGGUCAUAUGUCAAUAGAAGUUCUACGAGAAGAAGCAUGUGACUGUUUGUUUGAAAUUGUAAAUAAAGGAAUGGAUCCUGUUGAUAAAAUGAAGCUAGUAGAAUCGUUAUGUCAAGUAUUACAGGCUGCUGGGUUUUUCAGCAUUGACCAGGAAGAAGAUGUUGACUUCCUAGCCAGAUUUUCUAAGUUGGUAAAUGGAAUGGGGCAGUCAUUGAUAGUUAGCUGGACUAAAUUAAUUAAGAAUGGGGAUAUUAAGAAUGCUCAGGAUGCACUCCAAGCUGUUGAGACCAAAGUGGCUCUGAUGUUGCAGCUCUUAAUUCAUGAAGAUGAUGACAUCUCCUCUAACAUCAUUGGAUUUUGUUAUGAUUACCUUCAUAUUUUGAAACAGCUUGCAGUGCUCUCGGAUCAGCAGAAAGCUAAUGUAGAGGCAAUCAUGUUGGCCGUCAUGAAAAAAUUGACUUACGAUGAGGAAUACAAUUUUGAAAAUGAGGGUGAAGAUGAAGCCAUGUUUGUAGAAUAUAGAAAGCAACUGAAGUUAUUGUUGGAUAGGCUUGCUCAAGUCUCACCAGAGUUACUACUGGCUUCUGUUCGCAGAGUAUUUAGUUCUACACUGCAGAAUUGGCAGACUACACGGUUUAUGGAAGUUGAAGUCGUAAUAAGAUUGCUGUAUAUGUUGGCAGAAGCUCUUCCACUAUCUCAUGGUGCCCACUUCUCAGGUGAUGUUUCCAAAGCUAGUGCUUUGCAGGAUAUGAUGCGAACUUUGGUAACAUCAGGAGUUAGUUCCUAUCAGCACACAUCUGUGACAUUGGAGUUCUUUGAAACUGUUGUUAGAUAUGAAAAGUUUUUCACUGUUGAACCUCAGCACAUUCCAUGUGUACUCAUGGCUUUCUUGGACCACAGAGGUCUGCGGCAUUCUAAUGCAAAAGUACGGAGCAGAACAGCCUACUUGUUUUCUAGAUUUGUCAAAUCUCUCAAUAAACAAAUGAAUCCUUUCAUUGAAGAUAUUUUAAAUAGAAUACAAGACUUACUAGAACUUUCUCCACCUGAGAAUGGUUACCAGUCCUUCUUGAGCAGUGAUGAUCAGUUGUUUAUCUAUGAGACAGCUGGAGUGCUGAUUGUCAACAGUGAAUAUCCAGCAGAAAGGAAACAAGCAUUAAUGAGGAAUCUGUUGACUCCACUGAUGGAGAAGUUUAAGAUCCUAUUAGAAAAACUGAUGCUGGCACAAGAUGAAGAAAGGCAGGCGUCUCUAGCGGACUGUCUAAACCAUGCUGUUGGAUUUGCCAGUCGAACCAGUAAAGCUUUCAGCAACAAGCAGACUGUGAAACAAUGUGGCUGUUCCGAAGUUUACCUGGACUGCUUACAGACAUUCUUGCCAGCCCUCAGUUGUCCCUUACAAAAGGAUCUUCUCAGAAGUGGAGUGCGCACUUUCCUUCAUCGGAUGAUUAUUUGCCUAGAGGAAGAAGUUCUUCCAUUCAUCCCAUCUGCCUCAGAACACAUGCUCAAAGACUGUGAAGCAAAAGACCUCCAGGAGUUUAUUCCUCUCAUCAACCAAAUUACAGCCAAAUUUAAGAUACAGGUAUCUCCGUUUUUACAACAAAUGUUCAUGCCUCUGCUUCAUGCAAUUUUUGAGGUAUUGCUCCGACCAGCAGAAGAAAACGACCAGUCUGCUGCUUUGGAGAAACAAAUGUUGAGGAGGAGUUACUUUGCUUUCCUGCAAACUGUUACAGGCAGCGGAAUGAGUGAGGUCAUAGCAAAUCAAGGUGCAGAGAAUGUAGAACGUGUGUUGGUUACUGUUAUUCAAGGGGCGGUUGAAUACCCAGAUCCAAUUGCACAGAAAACAUGUUUUAUCAUCCUCUCAAAGUUGGUAGAACUCUGGGGAGGUAAAGAUGGACCAGUGGGAUUCGCUGACUUCGUUUAUAAGCACAUUGUCCCUGCAUGUUUCCUCGCACCUUUAAAGCAAACCUUUGACUUGGCAGAUGCACAGACAGUAUUGGCUUUAUCUGAGUGUGCAGUGACACUGAAAACAAUUCAUCUCAAACGGGGACCAGAAUGUGUUCAGUAUCUUCAACAAGAAUACCUGCCCUCGCUGCAGGUAGCACCAGAAAUAAUUCAGGAGUUUUGUCAAGCGCUUCAGCAACCUGAUGCUAAAGUUUUUAAAAAUUAUUUAAAGGUGUUCUUCCAGAGAGCGAAGCCCUAAAACCUGGAUCUUCCUGUGCCUACUUCAUGAUCAAGAAUUCCAGUUAAUGAUUUUUGUGUGCCAUUCAUUCUGAUCUUUUUUAACAUUGUUUUAUGCUUACUGUAAUUUAUGUACUGGAAUUUUUCUGUAUAAUGGGUAUAAUUUGUCCCAAGUGCAGGCAUGUGAUGACAAGAAAAGUUACUUGCAUGCCAACUCUAAAUGUUCUAUAUAAAAAUGCUGUUGAAAUUAUAACAGCAAAGUUAUCCUAAUACCUUAAUUUUUUUAAAUUUGAAACCUUAAGUCCUUUGUAAAGACCAUACCAGUGG
This is a messenger RNA of Elephantulus edwardii (Cape elephant shrew), 3464 nucleotides long. RefSeq names its product exportin, tRNA (gene XPOT). The transcript is spliced from 25 exons. Gene Ontology annotation, biological process: tRNA re-export from nucleus; intracellular protein transport. The coding region runs from base 199 to 3159 and encodes 986 amino acids. Lineage: Eukaryota; Metazoa; Chordata; Mammalia; Macroscelidea; Macroscelididae. The record is from RefSeq and is a predicted model, not a curated record. Gene Ontology annotation, cellular component: cytoplasm; nuclear pore; nuclear matrix. Gene Ontology annotation, molecular function: tRNA binding; small GTPase binding.